AGCACGGCGAGGGGCGCGUGGAGCCGUGGGGGCACAGCGUCGGGCGGCAGGAGGGGCGGCCCGAAGCUCAGGCGGGGCACAGCGCCGGCGGGCGGGCAGCCGGCGGGGCUGCCCGGCGCGGGUGUCCCGGCGAUGUGUGGCGCUGAAGCGGCUGCGGGAGCAGCAGCGGCGGCAGUGGGCUCGGCCUCGGCUUCGCGGCGGUGCCGGCGGCGGAGGCGGAGGCGCAGGCUCCUUCUCAGGACCUGGCGAGCCCGGGCCUAAACAGCGGCCCCGCGAGGCCCCAGCACAGCGCCCCGGAUCGGGGCUCCCCCCGCCUCGCCCUGCCCCGGGAUCCUGCCUCCCGGGCCGGGGAUGAGGCCGGGAGGCAGCCGCGCGGGGCCCAACACAAAGGCUUGUUCCUGGGGGCCUCUGCCGCCGCUGCCGCCGCCGCCGCCGCCAGCCUAGAGCCGCCCGCCGAAGCCGAGCCAGCGCCGGGGCCCUCGUCCCUGCCGGUCCCUGGGGGCGGCUGCUGGCCGUCUCCCCGAGGCCCAGGGUCCCAAGCGCUGAGCCCCUUGUUCCCUCGGCUGCGGUGGGUUCGGGCAGCUGCGCAUCCUCCGCUGCUCUGGGUCAUAGGAGCCCCGCGGAGCAUGUCGGAGGGGAGCGACAUGGAGAAAGCCAUCAAGGAAACCUCCAUUUUAGAAGAAUACAAUAUCAAUUGGACUCAGAAGCUGGGAGCUGGAAUUAGUGGUCCAGUUAGAGUCUGUGUGAAGAAGUCUACCCAAGAACGGUUUGCACUGAAAAUUCUUUUGGAUCGUCCAAAAGCUAGAAACGAGGUACGUCUGCACGUGAUGUGUGCCACGCACCCAAAUAUAGUGCAAAUUAUUGAAGUGUUUGCUAACAGUGUACAGUUUCCUCAUGAGUCCAGCCCCAGGGCUCGACUCUUAAUUGUAAUGGAGAUGAUGGAAGGGGGAGAGCUAUUUCACAGAAUCAGCCAGCACCGGCACUUUACAGAGAAGCAAGCCAGCCAAGUAACAAAGCAGAUAGCUUUGGCUCUACAGCACUGUCACUUGUUAAACAUUGCGCACAGAGACCUCAAGCCUGAAAAUCUGCUCUUCAAGGAUAAUUCUUUGGAUGCCCCAGUGAAGUUGUGUGACUUUGGAUUUGCCAAAAUUGACCAAGGUGACUUGAUGACACCUCAGUUUACCCCAUAUUACGUAGCACCACAGGUACUGGAGGCACAAAGAAGGCAUCAGAAGGAGAAAUCUGGCAUCAUACCUACCUCGCCAACACCCUACACGUACAACAAGAGCUGUGACUUGUGGUCCCUAGGGGUGAUUAUCUACGUGAUGUUGUGCGGAUACCCUCCUUUUUACUCCAAACACCACAGCCGGACUAUCCCAAAGGAUAUGCGGAGAAAGAUCAUGACAGGCAGUUUUGAGUUCCCAGAGGAAGAGUGGAGCCAGAUCUCAGAGAUGGCCAAAGAUGUUGUGAGGAAGCUCUUGAAGGUCAAACCAGAGGAAAGACUUACAAUCGAGGGAGUGUUGGAUCACCCCUGGCUCAACUCAACUGAGGCCCUGGAUAAUGUGCUACCCUCUGCUCAACUGAUGAUGGAUAAGGCGGUGGUUGCAGGAAUCCAGCAGGCCCAUGCGGAACAGUUGGCCAACAUGCGAAUCCAGGAUCUGAAAGUCAGCCUCAAACCCCUGCACUCUGUGAACAACCCCAUUCUAAGGAAGAGGAAAUUACUUGGCACCAAGCCAAAGGAUGGUGUUUAUAUCCACGACCGUGAAAAUGGAGCUGAGGAUUCAAAUGUUGCCUUGGAAAAGCUCCGAGAUGUGAUUGCUCAGUGUAUUCUCCCCCAGGCUGGUAAAGGAGAGAAUGAAGAUGAGAAGCUGAAUGAAGUAGUGCAGGAAGCUUGGAAGUAUAACCGGGAAUGCAAACUCCUAAGAGAUACCCUGCAAAGCUUCAGCUGGAAUGGUCGUGGAUUCACAGAUAAAGUAGAUCGACUAAAACUGGCAGAAAUCGUGAAGCAAGUGAUAGAAGAGCAAACUACUUCUCACGAAUCCCAAUAAUGACAGCUUCAGACUUUGUUUUUUAACAAUUUGAAAAAUUAUUCAUUAAUGUAUAAAGUAAUUUUUAUGUAAAUUAAUGAAUCAUAAUUACAUUUCCACAUUGCUUAAAGAUGCUGUAUAAAUUUAGAUACAGGAUUUACUAAUAGUAUAGUUCAUCUGUUUGUUUUUUAAGAAAAGCCCAGUUCCUAGAGAUGUACUAUUACUUCAGGAUUGUUUAGUCAUAUGUUUGUAAAGAUGACAGAUGGCAUUGUUAAGCAAGAUGUUUUAUUUGUAAUAAAGUAUACAAAAAACCA
Molecule: messenger RNA, 2341 nt
Organism: Camelus dromedarius (Arabian camel)
Lineage: Eukaryota; Metazoa; Chordata; Mammalia; Artiodactyla; Camelidae
Gene: MAPKAPK5
Product: MAPK activated protein kinase 5
Exons: 14
Coding region: 627-2048 (473 amino acids)
Biological process (GO): protein autophosphorylation; negative regulation of TOR signaling; peptidyl-serine phosphorylation
Cellular component (GO): nucleus; cytoplasm
Molecular function (GO): calcium/calmodulin-dependent protein kinase activity; calcium-dependent protein serine/threonine kinase activity; calmodulin binding
Source: RefSeq, a predicted model, not a curated record